GUUCGUUUGCCGCUACGACUACUACCUUUCUGCUUCUUGCCAGAAUAAUGACCAUCCUUCCUCGACAUCCUGGAGCAAAAUGAAAUACUCGACAAGAUCGUGAAUCUGAAUCAUGGCUUCGAAGAACUUCUCUUUCAAGAAAAUGUCAGACGCGCACUCUGAUGACACUCAACUACCCAGUCUACCCUACCAACACUCCUGGGAGAUAUCAGAACUCCUCAAGACGAUGGAUCCGAAAGAAAAAAGACGUUGGGGAUCUGACCCUGUCUACAUUCCCACUCUACAGUUAUUAUCUGAAGACCUGGAAGAGAUCGACGAGAUGGAUGAUAACACAAAAGAAGAAGAACAGCAACCAACCAGCGCUCAAGCUACCGAAGCAACAGAGAAAGAGGAAGCCGUGGACCAAAAAGCUGGAAAUAACGACAUUGACGACUCGGCGCAAAGUAGUCCACUCCGAUUAAAGAUACUCGGCAAGCAAGACAAUCAACCUCCAGCAUCGAUAGGAUCUUACCUACCGUCUCUUUUAGAAGCUGGACUCUCGCACUUUCGUCGGCCGCAGCUAGAUAUCCUGUUAGGUAUCGUCUGGCUCCUUGCUUUUACCCAUGGUCUCUAUAUCUGGCGGAUACACUCUCCUCCUGAUGGCGAUGCUUUGGUCGCGAUGCAGCUAAAGCGUCACUUGAUGGCGGGCUUUUGGGCAAGCAUUAUUGCAUCGUGUGUAAGAAGAAUAAGAAGUACUUGGAAGGCAUUCAAAACGAAGUGGGGGUUGUAAGCGAGUAUGAGGGAGUUUUGUACUUAAAGAGUAAAUCAAUAGCUUGAAAUAGCUUUGUGCUUCUUGACCUCAUGCACGGAGUGCUUGAAUAUUGGUAUAUGUCAACCUCGUCGAGACUAAGGAUUAGCUUCUAGUAUCGGUCAGGUUGGACUCACUUGGGUAACUCCAGGAUAGGAGCAUGCUCCUGCAAGAAAGAUUCGGCACCCGGUGGUAGAGGAGUGUCAAAAGUGUGAUGGUACCUGCAGCCGUUUUGUGAUUAGUGUUUAGCAAAUUCACAGCCCGUCAUAUGGUCAGCACAGUGGGUAAGCC
Molecule: messenger RNA, 1078 nt
Organism: Aureobasidium subglaciale EXF-2481
Lineage: Eukaryota; Fungi; Ascomycota; Dothideomycetes; Dothideales; Saccotheciaceae
Exons: 1
Coding region: 113-769 (218 amino acids)
Source: RefSeq, a predicted model, not a curated record